UCAGUUUUUUGCGUACUGAAGGGAUGUCUGGUCGCGGGAAAGGCGGCAAAGGGCUGGGAAAAGGAGGCGCCAAGCGCCACCGGAAGGUCUUACGCGACAACAUCCAGGGUAUUACGAAGCCCGCCAUCCGCCGGCUGGCCCGCCGAGGAGGUGUCAAGCGCAUUUCGGGACUCAUAUAUGAGGAGACCCGGGGAGUGCUUAAAGUAUUUCUGGAGAACGUGAUCCGCGAUGCAGUGACUUACACGGAGCACGCCAAGCGCAAGACCGUCACGGCAAUGGACGUGGUGUACGCGUUGAAACGCCAGGGCCGCACGUUGUAUGGCUUCGGUGGCUGAGCAGUCCCGGCGGCUUAU
Leopardus geoffroyi (Geoffroy's cat) is the source of this 353-nucleotide messenger RNA. Its product is annotated as histone H4. Gene Ontology annotation, biological process: nucleosome assembly. The coding region runs from base 24 to 335 and encodes 103 amino acids. Gene Ontology annotation, cellular component: nucleosome. The record is from RefSeq and is a predicted model, not a curated record. NCBI's taxonomy places the organism in Eukaryota, Metazoa, Chordata, Mammalia, Carnivora, Felidae. Gene Ontology annotation, molecular function: protein heterodimerization activity; DNA binding; structural constituent of chromatin. The transcript has a single exon.